UGUAAAUAUGUUUUAUUGACCAUGUAAACUUAUUGACCAUGUAAAUAUGUUUUAUUGACCAUGUAAAUAUGUUUUAUUGACCAUGUAAACUUAUUGACCAUGUAAAGAAAUUUGCUAUGUGUUUUGCUGGCUCCGCCCACUGGCUCUUAUUAAAUAUCACAUCAAAUUAUAUGGAAGAUUUAGAGUUUAGUUUCAAGGGUUCAAGGUUUAGUACUUAGAUGAGGUCACAUUCGAUUAUGCCGUAGUAACUCCAUAUAUGGAGGUUGUGUUUCUUUUUUUUUCCACUACAGAUUCUGUGGUCAACCAGGAAGAUGGCGGUAACAAGAGGAGAUACUGCAGUCUCCUCACUAUAUAACUUUGUAAAAAAGGAUUAAACAAACCUUAUGGUAAUCCUGAGAACUUGAAUUGUAAAAUGGCUAACGAAUAUUCAUUGUUCUGACCAUUAUAUAGAUGAUUAUGAUUUUAAGCACAUAACUUUUGUAAAUGUAUAUUUCGUUGCAAAUUAUUUAGCUGAAUUUAAUGUUGACGUAUCAUGCAUGUUGUAUAAUUUGUGUAACUGGCAAUUACAACCUCAAAUGUAAAGGCUAGCGAAAAUGCCAUUCAUGGUAAAUGAUGUGUUUAAUAUGACAUGUUGCUGGUGACGAAGUCCAAUACUAGGAGACUAUCUGCGUGUAGAUAUUUCAUAAAUAAAUAUAAAGUAAAAUGCAAUAACCGUGUAUGCUCAAAAGUCCUCCACAAGGCUACAACCACAAAAAGCAUACAUUUUUGACUUUUGUUCAGACUAAAGGAGGGAAAAAGGAGGGGGUGGGGGCUCUUUUAUCCGCUAUUUCAUAUUUUCAUCACUAUUCCACAUAACGAAGGCAUCUUUAUCCCUAAACCCCUACUAGAGUUCUUAUUUUCCUUUUUUUAUUUUUUAUUUUUUUAUCUAAUUCAAAAAAAGAAAUUUGAAAAUAGACCAAUCGCAGACCACCACGUAUCAGUGAGACCCGCAAACAUUUGAAAAACCAAGCAAUCACCGUCUCUUAUUUUGAAACUUUUGGAAACGUUUUUAAGUAUUUGUGGGUCCUCUCCCACUUAAGAAACGCUAAAAGAAGAGCGAUAAAGAUGGCCUUAAAAUCGAAAAUCGUUUAGACUGGGAAAUUUUUGUGAUAAAACUCAACCCUAAGAGUUUGUUAUAAGUUGAACAUCUAAAUUACUUACUUUAAGUAAUAAAAGGAAUGCGUUGCAACAUUAGUGUAGAUGAGCACUACCAACUAUAGACGUUAAAAAUCAUGAGCGCAAUGAGGAAUAAACCAACAAAAUGGUCCCAUAAUAGUAAGGUGUGUGAAUCCAAGAAAAAUCAUGAAACGGUCGAUUGCGUUGAAGAAUAUUAUAAUUGAUAUAUCGAUUAGUGUUGGAAGACGGCUAUAGUUAAGUCUUGUUGCAAGGAAAAAGGCUUAUACGUCCAAAAUGCUGCAACCUAAUUUUAAUGACUUGUUGGCAUAUAAAACAACAUACAUAAUCGCAUAUAUUAUUUUGUAGCAAAUUAUAAUGCGAGAACGAAUCAGAUUUUCACUCAGCACUUCAUGUAUAUAUAUGUGUAUGUGUAUGUUUGUUUAUUCGAUUUUUGUUUCAUUUAUUUAUGAAAGAUAACUUUGAAAAGCACGUCUCAACAAAACUUAAACGUAUAUUUUUCGUUGACGAAGACUUAACGGAAAUAAUGUCGUAAGAUAAGAUUUAUGUAGUUUCUUCUUCUUCUCUUCUUUUUUUUGUUUGGUUGACGUAGAUAAUAUGUGCUUAGCAAAGAAGGACACCACUACACGAGUCUUCAUAUAAUACGAAUCCUCCCUCUUAGACCAUCAAAGAGCUGUUACCAAGAGACGAAGAGCUCACUUGAAACCAUUUGCAGAGCAUAAGAUGUCCACCAGGGCCGUCAGGAAUGGAGGUCGUGAGGAGCGUCGCAUAACGGUGCGUCCGUCUUCGGGAUCAAUCACUGCGGAUAGGCGUCGUUCCUCGCGUGGGACAACUGCAAUUCAUGAGGUAACCGCAAGUUUUGAAGAGCUUCGGAUGACGGAAAGACGUUCUUCGUCAACAGCGACGACUGCACGUCGUCAAGAUUUUCAAACGACGGCACAUCGUUCCUCCUCGCGUGUGGUCAGUACUGCAGUUCGUGAGGAUUUUCAGACGACAACACGUCUUUCCUCCGGAGCGAUCACUUCACGAGAGUUUCGGACGUCGUCGGAGCACCGUUCCUCAAGAAGGAUCUCUUCAACUCGCGAAGAGGUCCGGACGGGGGAGCAUCGUUCCUCGGGAACGAUCACUACAAGUCGUCAGCAGGUUCGGACCUCGGAGAAUCGUUCUUCGGGAAAGAUCACUACAAGUAGGCAAGAGGUUCGGACUGUGGGGCAUCGUUCUUCUUCGCGAACAAUCACUACAAGUAGUCAUCAGGAGGUUCGGACCUCGGAGCGUCGUGCUUCGGGAACGAUCAAUCGUGAGGAAGUUCGGACGAGGACGACAGAGCGUCGUUCAUCAGGAACCAUCCCUGCUGGACAUCAGGAGGUUAAACGCCGUUCCUCCAGAACGAUCACAGCCGAUCCCCACCGCCGCUCCUCUUGAGGAGACAGGUUCCUUCAAAAUGCAGCGUACAAGAGUCUUCUUUUUCUAUGUGUGGUCGAAACGUAUUUUGCUUCAGUUAUGUUUUUCUUCCUUCUAUAACUUUGCUUUUGUUCUUCAGCCUUUCUUUCUUUUCGUCUAAAUAAGAGUCCCAAGCAAGUGUAAUCUUAGGUUGUGUUUUCAUUUACUUUUGCCUUCUAAUAAAACUACUAAACAUAAAUCAAAGAGUUAA
Molecule: messenger RNA, 2824 nt
Organism: Brassica rapa (field mustard)
Lineage: Eukaryota; Viridiplantae; Streptophyta; Magnoliopsida; Brassicales; Brassicaceae
Source: RefSeq, a predicted model, not a curated record